Molecule: messenger RNA, 2800 nt
Organism: Pleuronectes platessa (European plaice)
Lineage: Eukaryota; Metazoa; Chordata; Actinopteri; Pleuronectiformes; Pleuronectidae
Product: cytohesin-1
Exons: 12
Coding region: 452-1471 (339 amino acids)
Biological process (GO): regulation of ARF protein signal transduction
Molecular function (GO): guanyl-nucleotide exchange factor activity
Source: RefSeq, a predicted model, not a curated record
UCAUGUAACCUAGAUCAACAGCCACAGUACCCAUUUGGUAACUGCUGAAUUACUGAUGAAUUUUGUUUGGGCUGUCAUUGCGUCGUCAGAGGAUGUGAUGUGUUGUGUAAUUUACAAGCAGCAGAGUGGAAGUAAGCGUGAACUUUGAGUCUGGACAUUGGUUUGGUUGCCCUGAGCAGCUGGUCAUCAUUGCUAUGACAGGGUGUCCCAUUACUGGCCAACACAAACACACACCGUGACUUGAGGACGUCGCAGAGCAGCUGGGUGAGGAGCCUGGAGACACUCGUUAUUUGAAUUUCCUGAUGACCUCAGUCCAGAGGAGAGACAGGAGCUGGAGAGCAUCCGCCGCAAAAAACAAGAGCUGCUUCAGGACAUACAAAGACUGAAGGAUGAGAUCGCAGAGGUGACCAAUGAGAUUGACAACCUGGGCCUGACUGAAGAGAGGAAAAGUAUGCAGAGGAACAAACAGAUGGCCAUGGGCCGAAAGAAGUUCAACAUGGACCCAAAGAAGGGCAUCCGCUUCUUGGUGGACAGCUCCCUGCUGAAACACACCAGCGACGACAUCGCUCAGUUCCUCUACAAGGGCGAGGGGCUGAAUAAGACGGCCAUCGGGGACUACCUGGGGGAGCGAGAUGACUUCAACAUCGAGGUUCUGCACGCCUUCCUGGACCUGCACGAGUUCUCGGACCUGCACCUGGUCCAGGCGCUCAGGCAGUUCCUGUGGAGCUUCAGGCUGCCCGGCGAAGCUCAGAAGAUCGACCGCAUGAUGGAGGCGUUCGCCCAGCGAUACUGUCACUGUAACCCUGGAGUGUUUCAGAGCACAGAUACCUGUUAUGUGUUGUCGUUCGCUGUGAUCAUGUUGAACACAAGUCUACACAACCCUAACGUGAAGGACAAACCGCCAGUUCAGAGAUUCACAGCCAUGAACAGAGGCAUCAAUGACGGAGGAGAUCUGCCAGAGGAGCUGCUCAGGAAUCUGUACGACAGCAUCAAGAACGAACCCUUUAAGAUUCCAGAGGAUGAUGGGAACGACCUCACUCACACUUUCUUCAACCCCGACAGAGAAGGCUGGCUCCUGAAACUCGGAGGUGGACGAGUUAAGACCUGGAAGAGACGCUGGUUUAUCCUCACAGAUAACUGCCUCUACUACUUUGAAUACACCACAGAUAAAGAACCCAGAGGAAUUAUUCCACUGGAAAAUCUGAGCAUCAGAGAAGUUGAUGACUCUAAGAAACCGAACUGCUUCGAGCUCUACAUCCCCAACCACAAGGAUCAGGUGAUCAAGGCCUGCAAGACGGAGGCGGACGGCCGCGUCGUGGAAGGAAACCACACAUUUUACCGAAUCUCCGCCCCGACCACGGAGGAGAAGGACGAGUGGAUCACCAGCAUCAAGGCUGCCAUCAGCAAAGACCCGUUCUACGAGAUGCUGGCUGCUCGGAAGAAGAAGGUGUCGUCUCUGAAGGGGCUGUAGAUCUGCAGAGGAUUAAACAUUUACACAGGUUUGACUCCUGAUCUCAGCACAGUGGACGUGGACCUGAUAUUCCUGCUGCUGCAGUGACACUUGGGCCUGGCACAAGGGAUUCAGCCGGUAACGUGGCUCUUCCUUUGACACCCGUCUCGUCGCAGGUUUGAACGUUGAAUCUCUCAUUUCUCAUCCCCAGAUGAAAUGAUUCACUCAGACCUUUUAUUUAAAUCCUCAAACGGCUCCUUUUUUAUUUAUUUUAUAAACAAACACACUUCUGCAGUGCUGCAACCGAGCUGUGAUCUCUGGUUAAGACUCCCACUCCUCCUCAGAUCUGCUGAAAUGAUAUUUGAAACAAGUCUGAUUCAACUCAAAGCAGCUUCAAACAGAUUGUGUUUGCUAAACUGGGCUGCGGGUAUCCAAACAUUUAACUGGAGGGGAAAAAAAUGAAGGAGCGAGCGGGAAAUGAUUUGAGUCAGAUUAGAAGUGUAAUCAGGGUGUAAACACAGACUGUAUAUAAAGAUGGACAACACGUCUCCACGUCCUCCCACUAUCUAGAGACGAAGCCUAACUAUCCCGGGUAGGAAUGCUGCCGUCUUGCACAUUCGGAGUCAGAGUCCGGAGCUGCCUCAAGCCCGACACUAUUGCCUCAUUUCUACUGGUCAAAAAAACAACUAACAUCUGGCUUUUGUCUGCAGUGGGAUUGUGGAUUGAAUCCACAAUCCCUCCUGGGUCUAAUGACUGUGCAGCAGACGGCGAAGGAAACGAGAAACGUGGUUGAACGCACUCAUUGAGCAAAACAAGGUUUUAAAAAAAACUGAAACGAAAACUCUGCUACUGCCAAAGGGGAAAAGAGUCAAUUGAAUGACCCUAGCGCAGUUAGCCACCAGGGGGCGAUCCAGACCAACUCAUCCUGAUUUGGAGCCGUCAUGUCAUCAUCUUUAUGUCCAGUCUGCUGAGGAGAGACAGAAGAUAACUGUGCUUUAUGAUGCUGGACAAUUACGGUAUGAAUCAAAUACUGUUCGUUUACUACAAAGCUUCUAAAAUCAUCCACGUCAGUAAGUUUACUGUUGAAGAGUUGAGGCCUUGAACUGAAGAGCGUCUUCAGUCUGGUUCUCUCUCCUGGCCUCUUUCCUCUGGACGACUGUGUUUGGUGUGAUGACAUAUAAAUGCGUGUUUUUUUUCUAAAGCCUGUUUUCUUACCGCUGUUGCUCUUUUGUCAAAGCACUGUUCAUACAAAUGAAGGCAAAAACAAAAAUUCCUAAAUAUUUAUUCAUCCAGAUUCCUUGUAAUUUAUUGUUUCAUGUUUGUCUCAUUAAAACGAAACAAAACAUUUGA